Molecule: messenger RNA, 1319 nt
Organism: Medioppia subpectinata
Lineage: Eukaryota; Metazoa; Arthropoda; Arachnida; Sarcoptiformes; Oppiidae
Source: the annotation of a GenBank genome assembly
GUUAUCUAGAGUUACCACAAGUCGAGUAUAAGCCAAAAACAUUGACCCGAAAACAUUUUGAUACCAAAAAUGUUUAUAUUAUGGACUGUCGUUCCGAUGUCUUUGUUUGGAUUGGAAGAAAGUCCGCCCGUUUAGUGAGAGCCGCGGCCCUGAAGUUAGCGCAAGAGUUAUUUUCAAUGGUUAGCCGCGCGGAGUUCGCUGUUGUUGUUCGUUGUCUCGAAGGCACUGAAACGCAAACAUUUAAAUCGAAAUUCAUCAGUUGGGAUAACGUGGUUGGAGUGGACUUCACUCGAACGGCAGAGUCCGUACAGAAAACGGGCGCCGAUCUGACUAAAUGGGUGUCAAGCCAUCAAAUGAAGAUCGAUUUGUCGGCACUUUUUAUGCCACGACAGCCGUCGAUGUCUAAAACAGAAGCCAAUCAAUUGACUGAAGAGUGGAACGAAGAUCUCGAGGCGAUGGAAGCGUUUGUAUUGGAGGGCAAGAAGUUUGUGAAACUACCGGAACAAGAAUUCGGUCACUUUUAUAGCGGCAAUUGUUAUGUGUUUUUGUGUCGCUAUUGGGUUCCACUCGAGUCGGAGAACACGUCCAACGAAGACAACGACGAAGACGUUGAGGACGACUUCCAUUGCGUGGUGUACUUCUGGCAGGGAAGGGACGCCUCCAACAUGGGUUGGCUCACCUUUACGUUCAGUUUGCAGAAGAAGUUUGAGUCCAUGUUUGCCGACAAACUGGAAGUGACGAAAACACAUCAACAACAGGAGAAUCUGAAAUUUCUCUCCCAUUUCAAGCACUUUAUCGUACAUAAGGGGAAGCGAACGCCCGGCGCGGCCAACACUUACCGUCCCAACGAAGUGGAGUUCUUCCACUUGCGCUCAAAUAGCAAUCCAUUGACCCUCCGGUGCAUACAGAUUGACGCCAACGCAUUGGCGCUAAACUCUGCCUUUUGUUAUAUAUUGAAAUUACCGUCCGAUGGGAACAACGAGAUGGGAAUCACAUACGUAUGGAUUGGCGCCGAAGCCGACGAAGACGAGGCCCGUAUCGCCGAAGAGAUGGCCCUUCAGAUGUACGACUCGGACUACUUCGACAUAUCGAUCAUCGGUGAGGGCGAAGAGCCGCCACAGUUUUGGCAACAUUUGGGCGGACAGAAGCCGUACGAGAGGGACGCCGCUUACAUGCGUUACUCACGACUGUUCCGGUGCUCUAACGAGAGGGGAUACUUCGCGGUGUCCGAGAAGUGCAGCGACUUCUGUCAGGACGACCUCAUCGACGACGAUAUCAUGGUUUUAGAUAACGGCACACAAGUGUUCCUAUGGAUGGGC